Messenger RNA from Dioscorea cayenensis subsp. rotundata (Guinea yam), 1604 nucleotides. Its product is annotated as succinate--CoA ligase [ADP-forming] subunit beta, mitochondrial-like. Lineage: Eukaryota; Viridiplantae; Streptophyta; Magnoliopsida; Dioscoreales; Dioscoreaceae. Gene Ontology annotation, molecular function: succinate-CoA ligase (ADP-forming) activity; ATP binding; metal ion binding. Gene Ontology annotation, cellular component: succinate-CoA ligase complex; mitochondrion. The record is from RefSeq and is a predicted model, not a curated record. Gene Ontology annotation, biological process: tricarboxylic acid cycle; succinyl-CoA metabolic process.
AGCUCUCGUCUCGCCGUGGAAAAACAGAGAGCUUGCGAUCUUUGAAACGAAGGAGAACAAGAGAGAGGGAAUUAGGGUUAGGGUUAGGAUUUCUCUUCGUUGAGUAAUGGCGUGGCGAUCUCUCGGUAAGCUUGUCUCUCAAUCCCUCUCCGCAGGAGGGAGGUGGCAGCAGCAGCAGCUUCGUCGCCUCAACAUUCACGAGUACCAGGGUGCUGAAUUGAUGGGGAAGUAUGGGAUUAAUGUCCCAAAGGGAGUUGCUGUUGCAUCGGUUGAGGAAGUGAGGAAGGCUGUCAAGGAUAUUUUCCCAAAUGAAAAAGAGGUUGUGGUUAAAAGCCAAAUUUUAGCUGGUGGUAGAGGUUUGGGAACAUUCAAAAGUGGGCUUAAGGGUGGUGUACAUAUUGUCAAAGCUGAAGAGGUAGAAGACCUUGCUGGAAACAUGCUAGGUCAAAUUCUUGUCACAAAACAAACAGGCCCACAAGGAAAAGUUGUGAGCAAGGUCUACUUGUGUGAAAAGCUGUCCCUCGUCAAUGAAAUGUACUUCGCAAUCACACUUGAUCGCACAUCCGCUGGUCCAAUUAUCAUAGCAUGUAGAAAAGGGGGAACUAGCAUUGAAGAUCUUGCAGAAAAGUUCCCUGACAUGAUUGUCAAGGUACCAAUUGAUGUUUUCAAAGGAAUCACUGAUGAAGAUGCAGCUAAAGUUGUUGAUGGAUUGGCACCAAAGGUGGCUGACAGAAACACUGCGAUAGAACAAGUGAAGAAGCUAUACAACUUAUUCUGUGAAUCUGAUUGCACAUUGCUAGAGAUAAAUCCAAUUGCUGAGACAGCUGAUAACCAGCUAGUAGCAGCAGAUGCGAAGUUGAACUUUGAUGACAAUGGUGCUUUUCGGCAGAAAGAAAUAUUUGCCCUCCGUGAUUCAUCACAAGAGGACCCCAGAGAGGUUGCUGCUGCUAAAGCAGAUCUGAACUAUAUUGGACUGGAUGGAGAAAUUGGAUGCAUGGUGAAUGGUGCAGGAUUGGCAAUGGCCACAAUGGAUAUUAUAAAACUGCAUGGUGGUACACCUGCAAAUUUCCUAGAUGUUGGUGGGAAUGCUUCAGAAGGCCAGGUGGUCGAAGCAUUUAAAAUAUUAACGGCUGAUGAUAAGGUCAAGGCAAUUUUGGUCAACAUUUUUGGAGGAAUUAUGAAAUGUGAUGUCAUUGCAAGUGGAAUCGUCAAUGCUGCGAAGCAGGUUUCAUUAAAAGUACCAGUUAUUGUUCGUCUGGAAGGUACCAAUGUCGAUCAAGGGAAGCGAAUUCUCAAGGAGAGCGGGAUGACUUUGAUUACAGCCGAAGAUUUGGAUGACGCCGCAGAGAAGGCAGUGAAAGCAUCAUCACAGUAGACGCAUAAUACCUUGAUUUCCCUUUUUAUUUGGCUGAAAAGAAACCCAAUGAAUGAUGAUCCAUUGGCAGAUACAUUCAACUUGGAGUUGACAAACAGACAAUAAAACAGAUAACCAAAUUUUUUCUCUUCCAAAGAACAGGACUGGCUGUAUUUUUCUCAGUUUUCCUUUAUUGUAAUUCAGCUACACUGGACCUUGAUUUUGUUAAAAGAAUCAUUCAGUUUUCUUA